UGGACAUUAGAGCGCGCUGAUUUUGAAAUGUGCGUUUCAUAAGCUUAAGAGGGCGAUCAACAGUAGCAUGAAAUAAAAUUACAAACUGUACAGUGUAUAAAAACCAUCGAGACACGUGACAUAUAUUCAGGAGUAUGGGCAAAGACAAGCGUGUUGUAUAUUUUUACGAUCCAGAUUGUGGAAAUUUUCAUUAUGGACCGAAUCAUCCUAUGAAACCACAUAGACUUACACUGACUCAUACUCUUGUGGUAAACUAUAAUCUGACAGAUCGCAUGAAGGUCUACAAACCGUAUCAUGCCAGUAUGAAGGAUAUGAUAUCAUUUCAUUCACAAGAAUAUAUCGAAUUCCUGCGUGAUGUCACACCAUCUAAUGUGCAUACAUUUCCUAAAGAAAAAUUAUUAACCUAUAAUAUUGGUGAGGAUUGCCCAAUUUUCGACGGUAUAUAUCGCUUUUCCUCUAUUCACACUGGUGCAUCACUUCAAGCUGCUAAAUACCUAAAUAAUGGAGUAACAGAUAUUGCAAUCAAUUGGUCUGGGGGACUUCAUCACGCUAAGAAAUUUGAAGCGUCUGGAUUUUGUUAUGUAAAUGAUAUUGUUAUAGCCAUAUUAGAAUUAUUGAAAUACAAUCCACGUGUACUUUAUAUCGAUAUUGAUGUUCAUCAUGGUGAUGGCGUACAAGAAGCAUUUUAUCUCACGGAUCGUGUAAUGACAGUAUCGUUUCAUCGUUAUGGAAACAUGUUUUUCCCUGGAACAGGUGAUAUGUACGAAAUUGGAGCCAAAGCUGGGAAAUACUACGCAGUGAAUGUUCCUUUAAAAGAAGGCAUUGAUGAUGACAUGUAUUUCAGUGUUUUCCGAGCUGUUAUAAAUGACGUAGUUGCAUUUUAUCGACCAACAACUAUUGUACUUCAAUGUGGCGCUGAUUCGUUAGGCUGUGAUCGGUUAGGUGUAUUCAAUCUGUCUAUUAGAGGUCACGGUGGCCGUGAUUUCCGAAGAAUUUGUGUUUCAUCCCUCAGCCAACCGUGUAUGCGAUUAGAUGAAAACAUGGUAUCAAUGGAGAGAUUAUUUGAUAAGUUUUGUUUUUAGCUAUGCUGAGUGGUUUGUGACGUGAAAACCGAACGUAGCCAAAAAAUCGAUAUCAUUGGUGCAGUAUUCAAUAAUUCUUGUACAUAAUAUCUCUCCAUCGUUUUUUUUUAGAUUCAACGUAUAAUGAUAAAAAAAGCAAUCUUUUCUUUGAAGCUAAUGUUGGUUCUACUCAUACGUUCUGUCCCAAUAUUAUGUAUGAAACACAUUAGCUGAGAAUGUGCUUGGAUCCACGGAGUAUUGGUGUUCUCUGUUAGUUAUGAAACCAACUUAAGCUCAUGAACAGACUUUGUUCAUUUCAAUUUCAUUAAAUAAUAAGUCAGCAACAAUGAAGUAACCGACAAAACUAUUCUCAAUCGGAUCAUUAAAACUAUUAAAUAUGAUUUUACUCAAGUAGUUUGUCCUUAAUCGAAUAGAUCACACAUUUUGGAUUUCACUACUAGAUGUUACUAAAUAUAACCAGUGUGCAUAUGGGCGAUAUCGAGACAUACGUAAGUAGAGUCCGUCAUAAUCACGGUAGUGAUCGAAGACGAAUGUAUGAAGCGUUUAUGUUGUCACACAUAUCAGGAUAACUGCAGAGAAUUCCAUUGGUUAUUAUCUGCCUGCCAGACAUAGGAACUCUGACCGAUGUACAUAUGUGGUAUGUUGCUUAUGAAUGCUUGACCACUAGUAACUUUUUCCAACUGACCACUAAGAUGGAGUUCAGCCAACGAAUCCAGACAGUUCAAUGGAGUCUUAACGUAAUAAACAUUGGGGUUUUGGAAAUAUAGCUUCAAGUAUAUCAUGUAUUUGCUGUUAAGUGAACGAAUUCCACCUAAUCUACUUAUUAUAUGCUGCGAUAUUUUCCGAAAUGAAACAAUAAUAAUAAGCUAGUUAUAUUGCUCGAAUAGUUCAAUGUUACUAUACAUUGAUCCAGUGGAAAAUUUGUUAGGUGAAUUUGUGAGCGUUAAUCCGUUAUUCGAAGAUCAGUUACUUGAACUAUAGAGCUGUACUUUCACAGUAUUAAAGAAAAUAAUUAACCUACACGGCGUUAUUAUUCGAUUACGUUCUGUAUGAUCAUUCCGAAUGUGCCUGCUUCUCACCUUUGUUCCUCAGGAGAUGUGUUCGAAUGGUUAAAGAACUUGGUCUGCCAUUAUUGGUUGUUGGCGGUGGUGGUUAUACUGUGCGGAAUGUAGCACGCUGUUGGGCAUAUGAAACAGCCGUCCUACUCGAUCAAGAGAAAGAAAUUUCCAAUGAAUUACCUUAUUCCCCGUACAUUGAAUUCUUUUAUCCUGAUUAUACAUUACAUCCAGACUUGACAACUAAGUUGGAUAAUGCGAACACACGGCAAUAUAUUGAAGCGCUACGAAUGACAGUUCAUGAUAAUUUAAAACAACUUGUACAUGCUCCAAGUGUUCAAUUUACUGAUGUACCGAAUGAUUAUCUAGCGAACUUUUGUAAUGAUUCGAAUGAUGAACGGGAAAAACCAAACGAACUGUUUGUUGAAGAGGAGCAAGACUCAACAGCUGCUUGAUAACAAUUGAUUUUUCUCGUCAACAAAUUUUAUUUUCAUUUUAAUCUUCGUUAUUCCUCUCUCUUUCAUAUAUAUGCAAUUUCGUACUACAAGCACACCGUUCUCAAACAACGUCCCACCCCAAAAAUAUUAACAACAGUAGGAAAGAUCACUUUUCUGAAGAUUUCAGUUCAAUAAAAAAAAUAUUAUUGUCUCAAGUGUGAAAUAUUAUUGUUAUGAUUACCAUUAUUAUACGUCAUGGAGAAAACAUCAUCUCUCCGAAAUACAAAUUGCAAAAUGAAAAAAAAGAGAGAAAUUGUGAAAUCUACCAAAAAAUCAUGUAUAAAAUUUAUUCUUUGUAUCUUCCUAAAAAUAUAUGUAUGAAAUGAUGUUAAUGGCAAAUGUUGUAUGUAUGUAUAAUAUUAAUUAUUGUUGUUCCA
Schistosoma bovis is the source of this 3011-nucleotide messenger RNA. Lineage: Eukaryota; Metazoa; Platyhelminthes; Trematoda; Strigeidida; Schistosomatidae. The record is from the annotation of a GenBank genome assembly.